This is a messenger RNA of Hibiscus syriacus, 1254 nucleotides long. RefSeq names its product E3 ubiquitin-protein ligase DIS1-like. Lineage: Eukaryota; Viridiplantae; Streptophyta; Magnoliopsida; Malvales; Malvaceae. The record is from RefSeq and is a predicted model, not a curated record. The coding region runs from base 87 to 1004 and encodes 305 amino acids. The transcript has 4 exons. Gene Ontology annotation, molecular function: ubiquitin protein ligase activity; zinc ion binding; protein binding. Gene Ontology annotation, biological process: multicellular organism development; ubiquitin-dependent protein catabolic process. Gene Ontology annotation, cellular component: cytoplasm.
AUUAAGCGGAAUUCAGAGCUGGGGGUGAAUUUAAGAGAAAGGAUUGGGAUUUUAAAAGAAUUGGGUGAUUGCACAUAGGUAUUAGCAUGGCAUCUGGGAACCCAAUUUUUGAUGACUUGCAAAGCAAGCUUGAGGUUAUAGAUCCUCCGCCGCAAAAUGAAGACAUUUUGGAUAGUGAACCUGUGAAUGAUCCUACUCAACCCGCUACAAAACCAAAUUUGGUUGUGUCCGGCAGCGUUCGGGAACUGUUGGAGUGCCCUGUUUGCUUAAAUGCAAUGUACCCACCAAUUCAUCAGUGCUCAAAUGGACACACACUGUGUUCUGGUUGCAAGCCAAGGGUACACAAUCGGUGCCCCACAUGCAGGCAUGAGCUCGGUAAUAUUAGAUGUCUUGCAUUGGAGAAGGUUGCUGCAUUUCUUGAGCUUCCCUGUAAAUAUCAAAAUUAUGGGUGCGUAGGUAGCUAUCCAUAUUACAGCAAGCUAAAACACGAGUUGCAGUGUUCAUAUAGACCAUAUAGUUGCCCUUAUGCUGGAUCAGAAUGUACAGUUGUUGGUGAUAUUCCUUUUCUUGUUGCUCACCUGAAAGAUGAUCACAAAGUUGACAUGCACAGUGGCAGCACCUUCAACCAUCGUUAUGUCAAAUCAAAUCCGCAUGAGGUUGAGAAUGCUACAUGGAUGCUAACGGUUUUCAGUUGCUAUGGUCAGUACUUUUGCCUGCAUUUUGAAGCCUUCCAGCUCGGGAUAGCUCCUGUUUAUAUAGCAUUCUUGCGGUUUAUGGGAGAUGAUAACGAGGCAAAGAACUAUAGCUACAGCCUUGAGGUGGGUGGGAAUGGGAGGAAGUUGACUUGGCAAGGGGUGCCAAGGAGCAUAAGAGACAGUCAUCGGAAGGUUCGUGACAGUUUCGAUGGUCUCAUCAUCCAACGGAACAUGGCUUUGUUCUUCUCGGGAGGAGACAGGAAGGAGUUGAAGCUUAGAGUGACAGGUAGGAUAUGGAAAGAGCAGUAAUCGUGGGAGUGCCAUCUCCAAGUUGCCUCCGAUUCUGUUUUGUCGUAAUAGCCGGUAGGUUGGUUUAUUUUAAUACGUUUUACGGGUCUUCUGGUCAUGUGUUUCUUGGUUUGUUGAGGGGGCAAGCUCUCUUUGCUUAUCCAUGCGUCAAAUGCAUGAAUUGAAAGAUGUUAACAUUAAUGUCAAAAUCUGGUAUCUACCUGUAAUCAAUUUAGAGGUAAUUAGAAAUGCAGGUUUUCAUGGUGCAAAA